This is a messenger RNA of Purpureocillium lilacinum, 366 nucleotides long. The record is from RefSeq and is a predicted model, not a curated record. NCBI's taxonomy places the organism in Eukaryota, Fungi, Ascomycota, Sordariomycetes, Hypocreales, Ophiocordycipitaceae.
AUGCCUCCCUCUGACGCUCCGCCGCAAUACUCGCAACACGUCAUGACAACCAACGAUGAGGCCGAAACUGCCGCGGCUGGUGCGAACCCAUAUCCGCCCGCCGAGAAGCCCCAGGGGCACGAACAACCCAACAGCGGCGCAGAGGCGGGCCAGAAAGUCGGUGGCCUGGGCUUCAACGUCGGGGGCACGUUUGUCGGAGUGGGAGUCGCACCGCCGGGACGCAGCCUCAACGGCGUGGGCAUCAGUUUAGGAGGCGUGAUGGUGGGUAUGACGACAGGAUGGAGUCGCGGGACGUCGCAAAGUGACCGGACCAUGGAAGCGCGAGGCUUUCUUGCGGCGUUUCGCUGCACUUCCUGCGCGUGUUAG